AAUUUAUUUAUAAUUGUGUAAAUUGACAACAAUUUAAACUCAACACAACAAAAAAUGUCAUUAUCGGUACCACUAUAUCAUUACACCAAUACGGUGGGCGCCCAACGCAUCAUAAGCUCAGGUAUGUUAUUGCCGAGCAAUGGCUAUCUGGACGCUUACGGACCGGGUGUCUACCUGAGCUCAAUGGAUCCGACCCGACACUAUCGAUCGGAGAUAGUGGACAGUAUUCACGGUACAGUUACUGGUAUCGGCGGUAGCAAUAGCUGCCACAAUCGGGCCGAUUGGUGUGUUGUUGUCCAUCCGACACAGUUAGACCAUCAGAAGCUCAGCCAAGUUAACAACGAUCUCUAUCGCUAUGCGGACACGAUUGCGGUUAGUCCACAACAAGUGAUGGAUAAGCCCCGGUGCGAUAGGAACGGUAUGCAACAACAACACCAGUCCACCAACAAUAACAACUAUACAUCUAUGCCAUCCGGUGCUGGCCAACAAUUGGCAUCGGUAGGCGGCGGCUAUAACUACCCGCCACCACCUGCAUAUAGUUUGCAUUUAAAUAGCACUGUGGUUGGUGGUCAACCUCCUCCUCCUCCUACUACUCCUCCAUCAUAUCAGUCCAGUAUCAGAGAACCGUCGGGUCAAUCAUCAUUUAGCACCGGUACACAAAUGAUGUAUCAAUCACCACCACCACCACAACAAUCUACAGCAUUUACUACCGGUGCCACCACCGGUGGUGGUGAAUCAAUAAACCAUAUGAACCACUAUAUCCCGGGUCGGCCAUCAUCAUCAUUAGGAGGAGCAGCUGAGGAGGAGGAGGAGGUUGCUAUGGAAAGCUCUAUGACUACUACUGGUGCUGCUGCUGCUGAAGAGUAUACUGGCACCGGUAGUAACACAUUAGUGAUGGCACAACAACAACAACAACAGCAACCGUCACCAUAUCAGUCCUAUAUGGCUCCGGCAACAUCUAGCACUGGCACACAAAUGUUGUAUCCAAUACCAACACCACCACCACAACAACAAUCAGUAGCACAAUUUGCUACCGGUGCUAAUAAUGCUAGUAAUACUACUACUAAUAAUAAUAAUGAUUUUGCAUUUACUAACACCAGUACCACUGGAGAGAAUACAGGCGCCGGUAAUAACCGGUUGUUGGCACAGUCGGUAAGCCCUAUGAGUUUAGUAGAGCCGCCUACCAGUUCAGGCCUCGGCAGCGGUAUCGGCACUAGCAACAGUGGACAGUUGUCCCAACAACAACAAACAAAACAACAGAAAAAGCUAACUAAGCGUAAGGAACGGGUGGUGGCGGUGGUAGCGAAACAACAAGUGGUUAGUCGUCAAACCCAAACCGAUACUCCUUAUACCACCGUAAAUGCUGGCCAUAUCUUAAAGCCGAACAGUGUCGUAGGCAAUGGUAGUCAUCAUCCAUCCAAUCACCAGAGUUAUCGAGCACCUGGUGGUAGUGGUGGUGGUGGUGGUGGUCGACAACAACAACAGCAACAGUUAGACGAUGAUGAUGUUAUAUUGUUGAGCGCCGAUGACAGCAGCAGCAGCUCAGAUACCACAUCAUCAUCGGAUAGUAAUCAUAGUAGACAACCAUCAAAUUUGAUGACUGAUGAUGAUAGUGAUGGUACUGCUACUACUACUACAAAAGGUAAUGGAGGUGAGCUAUGUAACUGUGCUCAACAACAACAUGAGCUAGCUAAUAAUGUUGUUGGAUAUGGCAGUACUGGUGGACAGAUACUUGAACUGGUACCAUCAUUAUCAUCUUCAUUAUCUACUAGUAGACCUCCGGGUGUAGCAGCUCCGGGAUCACUAAAUGUCAAUCAAUUGAGCCAGCACCCUACAAUUGCAUCACUGUCUAUGUCAAAUAAUGGCCAGUCUAAUUUUGCCCAAUCAUCUAGUAGUAGUAGUAAUAGUAGUACAAACAUGAUACCGGCCAUAACCGCUAGUACAUUGACAACACCGACUACUACUACCGGUGCUUCCAACACGACUGGCCUACAAAAUACUUCAUCAUUAUUGAACAAAUUUUGCAAAUAUAUACAACGUGUUUCACCAAUUAAUACAACCGGUAUAUUAAAUGCGUUAACACCAACAACACCAACAAUAAAUUCAAGCCAAACCAUCACCAAUGGUCUAACCACUGGUAGUGGUAGUCCAUCACAAGCUAGUAGUAGUAAUAAUCAGCCAAAUACUACCACCAGUGCCUACCACUACUAUAAUACAAGCAAUACUAAUAUGACACACCAACACCCCCACCAGUCUAAUAGCUAUACACCAACAACUCAACAACAACAACAACAGUGGCUAUACUACUAUACGAGCACCGGUAUUGCAAACCGGAUUCGUAGGCUGGGCUAUAUUGAACAAUCGACGCAAUGGUUAGGUAGCCAACAAGUCACCGGUGUUGUGUUGACCACAAUGGACCCGACCCGACAUAAUCGGCAACAAAUAUUGAACGGUAUCUACGGUUAUAACCAGUACAGCAACAACACCACCAACAACAACAUACCGGUGCAUUUGAUGAAUCGGGCCGACAAUUUGGUUAAGGUACCGAUCGGUUGUCUAGAUUCAAGUAGACUGUUCAAUAUGGGUGGUCCAGGUGCUGGUAACGGUAGUAAUCAAGAAAUCUAUGUCUAUAUGGGUACUAUUUAUAUUGAUCCCAUUAAUGUUAUUGAUAAACCCAGAUGCAUUGUCUAAUUAUAUAUAUAUUUAUAA
Molecule: messenger RNA, 2709 nt
Organism: Oppia nitens
Lineage: Eukaryota; Metazoa; Arthropoda; Arachnida; Sarcoptiformes; Oppiidae
Exons: 3
Coding region: 55-2691 (878 amino acids)
Source: RefSeq, a predicted model, not a curated record